AUGGCCAGUUUCAUCGCCAACAUGUUCCCCGGCACCGCCGCCAAGGAGUCCAAGUCGUCCCUGGCUGAACGACCUGGCACUCCAAACCGGAACAGCUUCCUGGAGCCGGCCAACACCCCACAAGGCAGCCCCAGCAAGAGGACUGUUCCUCCGGGCGCCAACGACCUCCCAGUCGCCUUCGAGAAUGCAAUGAAACUCGGCCCCAACCAUGGAAAUGAGAGCCCCUUGAGAUUGAGACCACAGACGGGGAAUGGCCCCUCUCCCUUGUCGCCAGUCCGGAGUAAUCUCCAGCCUGCUGACGAUGAUUACUUCGGCCCCCCUAGCGACGCGAGUGUCGUGCACAAGAACAAUUUUGGCCCCCCUGGCAGUCCCCUGAAGCAGCACGGCCAGGAGAACACGCCGCCUUCGCGCAUCCCCGUAAUCGACUCGGCCGGCUCGCCAUACGGCCACAACCAAGCUGCCAUCUCUAGACAGUCGUUGUACCAGCUCCGCGAGCACAAGGCUCCUCCCGCAACCAACAAGAGAUUCAACACUACCAGGGGCCUCACGCCCGAGGAGCUGGAGAUUCUCAAGAAGACUAGUGUUCGCCGCAUGGUCAAUGUUACCCAGCUCUACUUUCUCGACUACUACUUCGACCAGAUCACCUACGUCGCCUCCCGACAAAACCGUCUCAAUGCCUUCAGAGAGGAGAACCCCUCGCCCGAGAACGACGAUGGAACUUACAAGGACUUGUGGAAGAAGUACUGUGGGCGGGAGCGUGCCAAUCUGCGGAAACGACGCGUCCGCCUCCGACACGGCGACUUCCAGAUCCUCACACAGAUCGGCCAGGGAGGCUACGGCCAGGUCUACCUUGCUCAGAAGAAGGACACCAGAGAGGUCUGCGCAUUGAAGGUCAUGAGCAAGAGGCUGCUUUUCAAGCUCGACGAGGUACGCCACGUCCUCACGGAACGAGACAUCCUGACCACGGCCAAGAGUGACUGGCUGGUUCGUCUGCUGUACUCCUUCCAAGAUGACAAGAGUAUCUAUCUUGCCAUGGAAUACGUACCAGGCGGGGAUUUCCGAACCCUGUUGAACAACACCGGUGUUCUUUCCAACCGUCAUGCUCGUUUCUACAUUGCCGAGAUGUUCUGCAGUGUCGAUGCCCUUCACCAGCUCGGUUACAUCCACAGAGAUCUCAAGCCUGAGAAUUUCUUGGUCGACUCCAGUGGCCACAUCAAGCUGACUGAUUUUGGUCUCGCGGCUGGUAUGCUGGCACCGGCAAGAGUGGAGUCCAUGCGAGUCAAGCUUGAAAAAGCAUCUUCGACCAGCGUUCCCUUCGGUAAACCCAUGGACCAAAGGUCCAUAGCUGAGCGCCGUGACGGGUACCGAACCAUGCGAGAGAAGGAUGUGAAUUACGCCAAAUCCAUAGUUGGAUCGCCUGAUUACAUGGCCCCUGAAGUCUUGCGAGGUGAGGAGUACGACUUUACCGUCGAUUACUGGAGUCUUGGUUGCAUGCUGUUCGAGGCCCUGACUGGCUUCCCCCCCUUCGCUGGCGCCACCGCAGAUGAGACUUGGAGGAAUUUGAAGCAUUGGAAGGAUGUGCUCAAGCGCCCAGUGUGGGAGGAUCCUAACUAUUUUCUGAGCAACAGGACCUGGUCUUUCAUCACAACCUGCAUCAACUCGCGCUCCAAACGGUUUUCAAAUAUCAAGGAGAUUUUCGAGCACCAAUACUUCGGCGAAGUGGAGUGGGAUACUCUCAGACAAACGAAGGCGCCUUUCGUUCCCGAGCUGGACUCGGAAAUGGAUGCUGGCUACUUUGACGACUUCACCAACGAAGCUGAUAUGGCCAAGUACAAGGAGGUCCAUGAGAAACAACAGGCCCUCGAGGACAUGGCUGAUCGCGACGAUGACAUGGGCAAGUCCCUGUUUGUCGGCUUCACCUUCCGCCACCGCAAACCUGCCACGGAGGAUGGAAGUCCUCGAAAGCCCAUCCCUAAAGAGGACGAUUUCGGCACGAUGCUGUAG
Molecule: messenger RNA, 2004 nt
Organism: Truncatella angustata
Lineage: Eukaryota; Fungi; Ascomycota; Sordariomycetes; Amphisphaeriales; Sporocadaceae
Product: serine/threonine-protein kinase sid2
Exons: 2
Coding region: 1-2004 (667 amino acids)
Biological process (GO): peptidyl-serine phosphorylation; intracellular signal transduction
Cellular component (GO): spindle pole body
Molecular function (GO): protein serine/threonine kinase activity; ATP binding
Source: RefSeq, a predicted model, not a curated record